Fundulus heteroclitus (mummichog) is the source of this 763-nucleotide messenger RNA. RefSeq names its product conglutin beta 7-like. The transcript is spliced from 5 exons. The record is from RefSeq and is a predicted model, not a curated record. Bases 17 to 652 code for a protein of 211 amino acids. Lineage: Eukaryota; Metazoa; Chordata; Actinopteri; Cyprinodontiformes; Fundulidae.
GUUUUUUGAGAUGUAAAUGAGCUCUCUAUCUGGAAGUGAAGAUGAAGAUGUGAUGUCGAGUCUAUCCUCUAACUCAUCAGGUCUAAGACCAGUGAAAAUGACUAGACCCGUUCACAGGACACCUACAGAGGAGGACCAGGAGUCUGAUGCUUCAUCACAGCUAACCAGAGGUAGAUCAAGGAACUGGACAGAGGAGGACCAUGACUCUGAUACCUCAUCACAGCCAUUGAAUCACUGUUUUCAAGAUGAGUCAAGACCUGUGAAGAAGAUGAAACCCACCAAGAGGACACCUAGAGAGGAGGACCCUGAGUCUGGUACCUCAUCACAGCCAAGAAAAGACGAGUCAAGACGUGUGAAGAAGAUGAAACCCACCAAGAGGACAUCUAGAGAGGAGGACCCUGAGUCUGAUACCUCAUCACAGCCAAGAAAAGAUUCAUCAAGAAAGAAGAGGAAGAUGUGGAGCAAAGCAGAAGUCCACGCUGUGGAACAAAAGCUAAUGCACAACAUUAAGACUGGCAAGGUUCCUGGGAAAGCACAGUGUCUUGAAUGUAUCCAUGCAUUCCCAGAUGCACUGAAAGGUAGGACCUGGGAUGCUGUGAAAUACUAUGUGAAAAACCGCAUAGACACCUGGAAGCGGCGGUCUACGAGGUAACUGCAAGCUCUUGUUUUGUGUUUGAAAGAGCAACUGUUAAUGCAGCUCUCACCAUUUGAUCUGUUGAUUAGCUGAACCUCAGAGGUCAGCUUUUGAAGUUCUGCUGUUAGA